Messenger RNA from Acromyrmex echinatior (Panamanian leafcutter ant), 5166 nucleotides. RefSeq names its product Endoribonuclease Dcr-2 (gene Dcr-2). Gene Ontology annotation, cellular component: nucleus; RISC-loading complex; cytoplasm. Gene Ontology annotation, molecular function: ATP binding; deoxyribonuclease I activity; protein binding. Gene Ontology annotation, biological process: pre-miRNA processing; siRNA processing; apoptotic DNA fragmentation. The record is from RefSeq and is a predicted model, not a curated record. NCBI's taxonomy places the organism in Eukaryota, Metazoa, Arthropoda, Insecta, Hymenoptera, Formicidae.
GUGACGAAAUGAUAUUUGACGUAGAUUGAUAUCAGCGCCUGGAGUCAUUAGAGAAAGGAUCUAUAUAUCAACGUUCGGUUCUCCCCCGUUUUAACAAAGCAUCUUUCAUCAAAUGAUGAAACUCAAUGAAGUAGAUCAGUUGAUCAGUGAGAGUUAAUAGUGCUUUUAAUUACUUCUCGAAGUUUGAAGUUUGUGAUUUAUUCAUAUAAAUAAUUUUGUUGCACAACAAAAUUGUCAGAUAAGCUGUUUUGUAACACCAGUGAUUGAUCAUAAUUGAUAUAAAGCAAUGGAGCCAAAAAUCAUUUCGGAAAACGAAAUGUUUAGACCGCGAGCAUAUCAAAUAGAUCUAUAUGAAAGGGCAGUGCAAAACAACAUGAUACUCUAUUUGCCAACUGGCGCAGGAAAAACAUACAUAGCUGUUAUGCUUCUGAAGCAUCUAAGUCGUGAUGUACGCAAACCUUAUCAAGAAGGUGGAAAACGUAGUAUAUUCGUUGUAAACACAGUAGCGUUGGUUGAACAACAAUCAACGUACAUAAAGAGGCAUACAGAUCUAAGAUGCAAAGGUUAUAGUGGAGACAUGAUGGUGGAUUUUUGGAUGGAAGAAGAAUGGAUAACUGAAAUAGAAGAACAUGAAGUUUUAGUAAUGACAUCGCAAAUCUUCCUGAAUCUGCUCAUUCACAGAUAUAUAAUAUUAGAUAGAAUAAAUUUAAUCGUGUUUGACGAAUGUCACAGAGCUGUAGCUAACCACCCUAUGAGACAAAUUAUGCAACAAUUUGAAAAUUGUUCCAACGAAGAGCAUCCACGUGUUUUAGCUAUGUCGGCAACAUUGUUGAACGCUAAUAUAAAAGCAGAUAAAAUAGAAUCUACGAUUAGGACUUUAGAAGUAACAUUUCAUGCGAAGAUAGCAACUGUAGAAUCAACAGAUUCUAUCCAAGGUUAUUGUACAAAUCCUAAUGAAGAAAUCGUCAAAUAUUCGAAAUAUCUAGUUCCAGAAGUAAUAAAUAAAAUUAAUGAUAUUAUCAAAACAACAAACGAAGUUAUCAAAAAUAUAAAACUUAAUUUUGAUGAUAUAUAUAAAGAAUCCAGUGAGGAAAUGCGACCUAAAUCAAAAUCUUCUAAGCUAAUGGCUAUUUUGGACGACGUAGGAAAGAUUUCAUCACAAGCAGGCAUAUAUUGUGGAAACAAGUCUGCUUUGCUACAUUUAAUCCAGUUAGAGAGUUUGAGAAAAUAUUCCGACGACCAAAUGACAAACAUUCUUCUGGAUUAUCUAAUUACGCAAAUAAUGCUAAUGAGGAAAUUGUUCGAUAAUGAAAUGAAAGGCUGCAUAGAAUUAGACCGAUUAUCCAACUUUUCAUGUAAUCAAAUCCAAAAAUUAUUUGAGAUGUUGUUGAAAUAUUAUAAUAACUUAGGCAAAGAAAAGUUCUGCAGCAUUAUUUUUGUCAAGGAAAGAUUUAUGACACAAGUCAUAUAUCAUAUGUUAAAAACACUAUCUGCACACGAUAGAAGAUACAGUUUUCUUCAACCCGAUUAUGUAAUUGGCUUUCAAAAUAAUCCUUAUAAAAAUACUAGAGAAGUUUCAUGUAUUGCAAAAUGGAAUAAGGAGGUGUUGCAAAGAUUAAAAAAUGGUUCGUCAAAUUGUAUCGUAGCGACCGAUGUGGUCGACGAAGGUAUCGAUAUACCAAUGUGCACGUUGAUAAUACGUUAUGACGUGCCAACAGAUUUUAGAGCAUAUGUUCAAAGUAAGGGUCGGGCACGCCAUAACUUGAGUAGUUAUUUAAUUUUAGUGGAAAAUGAUGAUGAGGAUUUUCUAAAGAAAUAUCACCAAUACAAAGAUACAGAAAAGAAAUUAAAACGGAUCUUGGUGGGAAAAAAUGAACGUCCAUUGCCUACCCAAGAUGAUAUUGUAAAUGGUCUGUAUAGUGAUUUUGAUAUCGAACCGUAUACAGUAAAAUGUGAUGAUGUUGUGAAAAGUCGCCUAACAGAGUUUACCGCGAUUGACUUGAUAAAUAUGUAUUGUGCUGCUUUACUGACAUCAAAAUUUGUUUACUUGGUUCCGAUUUGGAAGUUAGAUAAGGAUGAUUCUAAAAAUAUGUAUAGGAUUUCUCUCAAAUUACCAAAUCUAUCACCAUUGAAAGAUGUAAUUUACGGUGAUUUUAUGAGGAGUAUAGAUGGUGCUAAACGAUCUGUUGCUAUGAAGACUUGCAUACAAUUACACAAGCUGGGUGCAUUAACCGACAAGCUAUUACCUGCAACGAAUGAUGAAUUAACGAAAAAUCUGGAUUUCUUAUUUCCAAAUUGGAUAAAUGAAGACGGUCAUCUGUCUGGUACAUAUAAAAGAAAGCGAGAACAUCAGCUAGAAUAUCCGAUAGCAUUUUAUGGUGCAUAUCCACAGCCUCUACGAUCACUGUAUCUUCAUGUUUUCGAUUGCACUUCUCUAUAUCCUGUGACGGGUUAUGACAACAGACGCGUAAUCUUUUAUAAUUUGCUUAAUGACAAGAGUGGCUUUGGUAUUCUUUCCACGAAGAGGUUGCCAAAGAUACCCUCAUUUCCGAUUUUCAUGAAGGAUGGUGAAUUAAAUGUUGAUGUAAAGUCUAAUCAUGCAACGAUAGUGUUAAGUCAAAAUAACAUUGAAUUGCUUAAGAGGUUUAAUUUCUUAUUGUUUAGUGAAAUUAUUCCUGUUAUUAAAAGUUUUAUGAUUUUUGAUAAUGACAAUCUCGAAAAUUCUUUCGUAAUUGUUCCAUUGAACGACAAGCAAGAGAUAAAUUGGGAGAUUGUUGAAACAUAUCAAGAUUUAGAACGAAUUACACCGAAUAUACCUUUUCACUUUAGGACUAGUGAUUACGAAUUAGCACUUGUUGCUCCAAAUUACAGAUACAAUGCGGUCUAUAUAGUCACACGAGUCUGUGACGAUCUCACACCCGAAUCAUAUUUUCCCAAUGAAGAUUUCGACACAUACACACAUUAUUAUAAAGAAAAACAUGGACUGAUUAUAGAAAAUCUGCAACAAUCUAUGUUAGAAGUGAAGCCAAUACCAAUUAAAAUUAAUUAUAUAAAACCAAGGAAAUUAUCCGAAGGUCCGCUGAAAAAUAAAAAAACUGAUGACACAGUGGAAGAUCUUCAGGAACAUCUAGUUCCGGAAUUAUGUUACAAGAUAAAUUUUCCAUCUGUGUAUUGGUUAAAAGCAACUACUUUACCUUCCAUUCUUCAUAGAAUAUGUCAAAUCUUAAUUGCGGAAGACUUGAGAGUAACUAUUGCAAGAGAGACUAAAUUAGGAACGUUAAUAUUGAAAGAAUCGUCUUCCUUAAAAAUAGAAGAGAGUGUCGAGAGAUCGAAUGAAGAAGAUUAUACUAAUGGAUUGGAAUUAACGGAUGAUUCAAUCGAAAAAACGCUAUCAGACGAAACGUAUUCAGAUCCAAAUUUGUUCGAUUUGGAUUGUAACCCCUUCAUGAGAGACCAAGAACCUCGGGACUUAUAUCGUAAUAUAGACUGUAUUCAAAUGAUCGAUAUUCAAUAUUACAAUCAGUUUAUGUCAGAAACCUGUGAAGAAGAUGAGAGCAUCAAGCAAAAUGCGAAUAAGAAUAUUGGUCACUACAUUCAGAGGUCAAUAAUAUCAUCUACACCAUCGUUGAGUGUUCUUACAUCGUCUGAUAAGCCUUCUUUCUCACAAGGUCCUAAUUCGAUUGAAAUUGUACAUGCGCUGACCACUAAAUUAGGUUCAGAUAUGUUCAACCUGGAGCGGUUGGAAACUUUAGGCGAUUCCUAUCUAAAGUUUAUCGUAUCACUAUUUUUAUAUCACAAAUUUCCGACAUUUAACGAGGGUCAAUUGACGGCGUUGAAAGGAAAGAUGAUUGGCAAUCGGAAUCUUUAUUAUUGCGGCAAUAAAAAAGGUAUUCCCGGACGUAUAAAGAAUGAUGCAUUUGUGCCCAUGAGCAAUUUUAUCCCGCCUGCGUAUUCGGUGUACCAUCCAUUGCAAAAGAUAUUAAUGGAUGAAUUGGUGGCGCCAAAUGUAUUAUAUGAAUUUCUAAUACCAAACAUGGAGAGAUUUACCGGAUAUAUAAGCGAAGAUACAUUAAAUAUGAUGAAACAGACUGUAUCAAGUUGGGAUAAGAGAGAUAAGCAAACUGGCGUCGAACAUUAUCUCGGUGUACAAAUUUUAUCUGAUAAAACCGUGGCGGAUUCGGUGGAAGCGCUUAUUGGUGUUUAUCUCAAAAAUAACCAUAUAAAAGGUGCUGCAAAGUUGCUCAAGUGGUUUGGUAUACUACCUGAUGUUAAGAUUGACAUGUUACUGGGUAGCAUUUCACAGAAUCCUGUAAUUGGCGUGGGUGAUCCCAACUACUAUAUGCCAUGGGCUGAUACUUUAGAAAGCAAGAUUGGUUAUAAAUUUAAAAAUCGAGCAUUUUUGCUACAGGCGUUCACGCAUCCCUCCUACACAGCAAAUGGAAUAACUGAAUGUUAUCAAAGAUUAGAAUUUCUCGGAGAUGCUAUUCUUGAUUUUUUGAUAACGUGUUAUAUUUACGAAAAUGAUGUUAAUUUAAGUCCUGGUGAUCUCACCGAUCUAAGAUCAGCACUUGUCAAUAAUAUAACGUUUGCUUGCUUGUCAGUACGACAUGGUUUGCAUACCGCUUUAUUGGCCUAUGCUCCAAAAUUGCACGAAAUAAUUGAUUGCUUUGUAAGAUUCCAAGAAGAACGAGAUUAUGUGGUUAAUGACGAGUUACUGUACGUGUUAAUCGAAGAGGACGAAUGUAAUAUAACAGAAUAUGUUGACGUCCCCAAAGUUCUCGGAGAUUUAUUCGAAUCUUUAAUUGGUGCCAUUUAUCUUGAUAGUGGCAAGAACCUUACAAAAGUGUGGGAAAUAAUUUAUUCUUUCAUGCAUAAGGAAAUCGAUGAAUUUAGCAGAAAUAUUCCUAAACAACCAAUACGAGUGAUAUAUGAAAAUACAGACAUAUGUCCUAAGUUUCUAGAAGCAACAUUGAUUAAAGGCACUGGCAUGAUUAUGGUACCUUUGAAAAUCACUAUUGCUGGUAAAGAGAAACUCUUCCAUGGUUUCGGUGUUAACAAAAAACAAGCUAAGUGUGCAGCCGCAAAACAAGCAUUAAAAAGACUACAACUCGAAAAAUAUUAGGUGUUGGAAUUAAUUCGUAGCGUUUUUUUAAUGAAAGAAUGUUA